Cucumis sativus (cucumber) is the source of this 1331-nucleotide messenger RNA. Its product is annotated as putative S-adenosyl-L-methionine-dependent methyltransferase MSMEG_1480/MSMEI_1444. Gene Ontology annotation, biological process: methylation. NCBI's taxonomy places the organism in Eukaryota, Viridiplantae, Streptophyta, Magnoliopsida, Cucurbitales, Cucurbitaceae. Gene Ontology annotation, molecular function: methyltransferase activity. Bases 226 to 1179 code for a protein of 317 amino acids. The record is from RefSeq and is a predicted model, not a curated record. The transcript has 7 exons.
UUGGUGACCCAAUUUUGUUGAGGAAUGUCAAUCUAUCGAAUCCUCCAAGUAUUUGUUGGCAAAGAGCAAUUCAGAACUGAAAAAACUGAUAGCAAAUGAAGAAAUUUGCAGCUGCAAAAGCAGUUUCAAUGAACUUCGAACAGCUUGGGGCUUAGCCGAAUUUAUAAUUUUUUUAUUCUCCAUCCUCCCCUCCAAUCCAUUUGGGUUUUUUUUUCAAGUUCAUCCAUGGCUUUCACUGGGAGGUUUUCCAGUGCAAACAUGCUCACCCCACGAACUGCUGUACUUCGCUCCCCAUCACUGCAGACCAAGAUCCGAAUUGGGGGUCUCAGAGCACAUCUCCGUGAAGAUGAUGACCCUUUAUUCCUCAGUGCCAAAGAAGCUGCCUCUCUCCGAUUCAUGGAGUCCCAACAACCGGAUCCCCUUUUCUUUGAUGAAUAUGCCGGCUGUUGGGCUACUCCUAAUCCUCAAAUCAACACAAACUCUCACCAUUAUUGUGUUGUAACUAAAUUCUUAGACGAUAAUUUGAUUAAAAAAGUCAAUAAUGUAAACGGAGUUAAGCAGGUUGUGUUGCUAACAGAUGGAAUGGAUACUAGACCAUAUCGGAUUCGUUGGCCAAUGUCGACAAUAAUUUUCGACAUAUCCCCUGACAAUGUCUUUAAAAGAGCAGCUCAAGAUUUGCUAGGUAGUGGGGCUAAGAUUUCAAGAGGCAACUUUUUCUGUCAUGUACCAUUGGAGUCCCCACAUGUACAAUUAGAAAUUUGUAGUAGAGGUUUUCGAGGAGACCAACCAAGUAUAUGGGUGAUGCAGGGACUUCCUAUUAAAACUUUGGUAGAUUUUGAAGAUGUUCUGUUCCUUGUUAGUAGCUUAGCUACCAAAGGAAGUUAUUUCUUGGGUGAAUUACCUUCUUGGUUGGCUGAAACUGAGAUUAAGUCCAAGUCUAGUACAAGUACAAUAAAGUGGAUGGACAAACUUUUUAUGGGCAACGGUUUUCGAGUUGAAACGAUCGCCAUUGCAGAACUUGCAAGGAGAUUAGGCAAGGAGUUGACAUUGGAACCCUAUAAGAAUAUCCCAUUUGUUGCUGAACAACUACGAUUUUCGGAUUAUGAGAUGGAAACGUGGAAGAAGGAAUUCGAGAGGAUUGAAAACGAAGGAGAUGAAGAAGGAUUUGAAGAACUAUGAUUUUGUUCAUAAAAGUAACUUUUUUCUGUUGUUGUGUCAUUAUUACUAACAACUUAGAUGACAAUGACAAUUGGUUUCUUGUGCACCAAGGAGAUUGACAAUUUGAUUUUGAAACGAAGGUUUUAGUCUAAAUUAAGUUCAAUUCAAAAUUA